UUAUUCAUAUUAAAAAAAGGGGUCAACGAUCAUGUUUUUAUUGACCUGGAACUCUAGUGUAACAGGAAGUACAUUAGUUUUGGAAGACAGAAGAAUCUGAGCCGGAAUAGGAAUAGGAUCACUAACUUCACUUCUACUUUUAUUUAUUUAUGUUUGAGAAGUUAAGGAAUGGUGGAUGGAAGCUUCAAAGAUGACAAAGCACCCUCUCAUUAUUGAAGAAUGGAAUGGAUCUUCUUCUACCAAGCUUUUCAAAACCGCCACUAUCACUUUCUCCCCUUCUCUACAAAUCCAAAGAUCAGUUAAUGGUUUCAACCAUGUUUGGAGACGAUUCCUCGAUGCCUUCGUCCCCGAGGGUUUCCCAGGCAGUGUGACUCCAGAUUAUGUCCCUUUUCAAGUAUGGGACUCUUUGCAGGGACUUUCAACAUAUAUAAGAACAAUGCUUUCUACACAAGCUCUUUUGAGUGCUAUUGGAGUUGGUGAGAAAUCCGCAACUAUUAUAGGUGCAACUUUUCAGUGGUUCUUGAGAGAUCUAACAGGAAUGCUUGGAGGCAUAUUAUUCACACUUUAUCAGGGAUCAAAUCUUGAUAGCAAUGCAAAAAUGUGGCGUUUGGUCGCAGAUCUCAUGAAUGAUUUAGGAAUGUUGAUGGAUCUUCUUUCCCCUUUGUUCCCUUCAGCUUUUAUUUUCAUUGUUUGCUUAGGGAGCUUGUCAAGAUCAUUCACCGGUGUUGCCAGUGGAGCCACCAGAGCUGCUCUGACACAGCAUUUCGCCCUCCAAAAUAAUGCUGCGGAUAUAGCUGCCAAGGAAGGAAGCCAAGAGACAAUGGCAACAAUGAUUGGCAUGGCAUUGGGAAUGCUUCUUGCUCGCAUUACUACUGAAAACCCAGUCGCUAUUUGGUUUUCUUUUCUCUCUCUGACAAUGUUCCAUAUGUAUGCAAAUUACAAAGCUGUCAGGUGCCUCAGUUUAGACUCACUGAACUUUGAGAGGAGUUCGAUUCUUCUACAACAUUUCAUAGAAUCUGGCCAAGUUCUCUCUCCUAAAGAGGUUUCAGCCAUGGAGCAUGUUUUGCCCUUAUGGACCACUUUAAGGUUGUCAAAGAGUGCUAAGCCCCUACACACCAAUGUAAAACUAGGCUUAAGGGUCUCCACUCUUGAUCACUCUGAAAUGGCCAACUUUCUGACUUCAGCUGGAUCAUUUUACAAUGAAGCAAAGUAUUUACUAGUGGAGAGAAAGGGAACGGUCAGCGUUGUCGUGCACAAAGAUUCGACAGCUGAAGAUAUCUUGAAGUCGUAUAUUCACGCACUUGUUGUGGUCAAUCUUACGGUUGGACAAAAAUCUCUACAUUUGGAGUGCCAAUCAUGGAUGGAUAAGCACUAUGAAAGCUUUGUUCAGAAGCUAAAGUUAGCAGGGUGGAAAGCUGGAAGGCUUCUCUCUCACUCAAUCAUAUGGAAAGCACACUGGUCAUUGGGUGAAAAAACUGACUAAAGCCACUUUAGUUUAUAUUACAGCAAACAUGUCAAAUGGCUACCCUAUUAAAGUAAAUUACAGCAAAAAAGAAAAAAGGAAAUUCAAUUUCUUAUUCACUGCUUCAAUGGUGCAAAUCAGACAACCUGGUUUAAACUGAGUUCAUGUCUGAGAUGGAAUCGGCAAAGAAAAAUUCGGAAGUUCAGAUCCAACAACGGGGAGUCGAUGUGUAUGAGUUAGAGACUAAAAAAAGUCAUAAUUAUUUUUCUUUAUGAUUUUUAUAUUUGACAAAGUUUUAACCAUUUAUUUGGAACAUUUGUUUUAUUUACUGAAUUAUUAUCAUUCAUUUUGAGUAUGCAGAAAGCUGUAUGAUACAAAAGCACUGUAACUUUUGCAAAUUCAAGUGAUCCGUUUAUUAAAGAAUAAA
This is a messenger RNA of Gossypium arboreum, 1889 nucleotides long. RefSeq names its product protein root UVB sensitive 3. The record is from RefSeq and is a predicted model, not a curated record. Lineage: Eukaryota; Viridiplantae; Streptophyta; Magnoliopsida; Malvales; Malvaceae. The transcript has 15 exons. The coding region runs from base 176 to 1483 and encodes 435 amino acids.